AUGCUGGGAUAUUAUCUGAACUAUUCAGGAUCAAUAGAGAGGUGAGACAAUGGGACCCCCUAUCUCCCUUAUUAUAUAUACUGGCAUUUGAACCCUUUCUCCGCACCAUCAAAGCAAAUUUGAGAGGUAUCCAAAUUAACAAUGAUUGUUUCAAGGUUGUAGCUUACGUGGACGAUAUGACAGUUGGCUUAGUAAUAGUCCCUCUUAUGGACAAUGCUAGAAGAACAGAACUUGAAGGGGAAGGUGCUUUCAAAAAACUAGAAGAGGGUGAAAGUAUAACGGUGUUAGGUUGCACAUUGGAUAUCACAGGGAAAAUAGACAAGAAUAUAUGGCCAAAUCUUAUAGGAAGGCCGCCGAGCUAUAAACAGGUUAAGGUGCUUAAUGAGUUGAUAUCAAAUUGGAUAAAGGACAAGUCCAGAACCCUACCGAGAAUGUCGAUUUACCAACAAGAUUAUGAAUUCGGUGGGCUCAAGGCACCUAUUAUUGAACACAUGAUGGAUGCUAGGCUUAC
This is a messenger RNA of Ambispora leptoticha, 511 nucleotides long. The record is from the annotation of a GenBank genome assembly. NCBI's taxonomy places the organism in Eukaryota, Fungi, Glomeromycota, Glomeromycetes, Archaeosporales, Ambisporaceae.